CGUCCUGUCGGCGAUCGCGCGCGCGCGGCGCCGAGCGCUCGAUCGCGAACGUUCAUCCGUAAACGUCUCGAUCGCACGCGCGCGCGUCGCGGACGGACGCGUCGUCGCGCGAGCCAGGCGACGCGCAAAGAUCGACGCUCACGCGUUUUCACCCUUCGCGCGUCGUUCACGCGUUUUCCGCGCUUGACGACGCCGCGCGCAUCGCACGCGCGCGCAUCGACGCGAAAUGAGCGGUGAUGGUUUUUUUACGUUCACCGACGCCGAUCCGAGCCAGUGGCUGCCCAAAGGGAUCGUGGACGAGCGCGAGGAACACGAUGCGGGGGCGUACGCGUCGUUCGCGCUCCCGCAAGGCUCGGCGAGCAGGAGCGCGAGCGACGACAAUUCUAGAGGCUCGUUCGAUUCGUUUGGGGUGAAAUCAAAAGUGCUCGGGAGCGUGUUGUACGAUGAUGAAGGAUUGAUUCCGCUGGGGCUCGGUGGACACGCGUACGUGGACAAGUCGACGUCGCCGAAGAGCACGGCGUCGCCGACGGCGGCGUUCGUGGCGGAUGCGGAGUUCGGCGCGGCGGCGGCGAGUGGAUCGAGAUUACGUGGGCCUUCUGGUCCUCGACGCGCUGGUCAAGGAGUCGAGGAAGAAGAACAGCAAGUGGCAUCCAUAGAGGUCAUGGCGAACGGUGGUUUGCGACUGCGCGUGACGCUGCUCGCGGCGGGAUUCGUCAUCGGCGCCAGCGGAGCGUCGAUUCGAGAAAUUAUGCGUCACACCGGUUCGACGAUUCAGUCUUGGACGCAGCAACCCGAAAUGGGGGUAUAUCAUCGUCCAUGCCGCGUUUUCUGCAUCCAAGGCUUGCCCGAAUCCGUCAUGGCGGCCUCGAAUAUCAUCCACGAAGCCGUCGAGCGAUACAAGGAGUUGUGCGAAGGGAAGCGCCGCGGAGAGUUUGUGCAGCGAUUGCAGUACAUUCGCGGCGUUGAAUUCUCGUACCAACCGCCUCCGAAAAAUGCUGUACCAAAUGCUGCCUCCGUGAAUGGCGCCACUCGUCAAGGUACGAAUCCACUCCUGAUGCCGAGGCAACCGACGAAUGCGGCGAAUGAAACCAUGCGCCUCCUCGCCGCCGCGCAGGCGCAGCGAGCCGCUAUGCAACAUUACCAAAACCUUGCGACACAAUCCUACGCCGCGGGGUUAGCCGCCGGUGCUAAGAUGGGUCAUGUUCCGGCGAUAUCGGCGAUGUCGGCGAUGCCAGACUCUGAGAAUCCUUUUGCCGCCGCUCAAAUGCCGAACCCAAGUGAUUUUUUCACCGCGUUCAGCGCGCAAACUCGCCCGAAUGUUUGAUUGUACUGUCCAAGCGACGAAUCUCAAGAUUGUUGAACGAAGAGUUGAUAUUGAAGAUAUAUAGCCAACCUUGGCGAAUUCGCAUGUAACCAUUAGCGCCUUGAAAACUGAUAUUUUGUUUCUACAACA
Molecule: messenger RNA, 1453 nt
Organism: Ostreococcus lucimarinus CCE9901
Lineage: Eukaryota; Viridiplantae; Chlorophyta; Mamiellophyceae; Mamiellales; Bathycoccaceae
Exons: 1
Coding region: 227-1324 (365 amino acids)
Molecular function (GO): RNA binding
Source: RefSeq, a predicted model, not a curated record